This is a messenger RNA of Chara braunii, 899 nucleotides long. The record is from the annotation of a GenBank genome assembly. NCBI's taxonomy places the organism in Eukaryota, Viridiplantae, Streptophyta, Charophyceae, Charales, Characeae.
GGGCGAGGGUUGAGGGGUGCAGGCUUCGCCGGGUCAGGGAGCAGCGGUGGAGGUCCCUCGACAAGCCGAGCCAAUGGAGGAGGCGCCCUUGGACGCAGUCGAGGAGGAGAGUGGCGCGCAGGAGUCGCUUAUGGCUAUGUCCACGAAGAGGAAAGGUUCGCGCUUGCAUGAGCUGGCGGCAGCCAUGGGGAUAGGCACUCCACAGGAGGGGCCUCAGGGACUCGACGCUCUAGAGCAUGCCCCGAGGUUGGGGGAGUUGAGGACGGAGCUGGGCUCCUGGGCCACAGAGACGGACUCCGGGGACCCUGACUUGUGGCGGCAACAACAGCAGGAGGUCAUGAGUGAUCCCACCGCUAUGGGGGGCCCUCAGCCGUCAGGGGUAUGCAGGGAUGAGGCGGUGAUGACAGAGAGGGCUCAUGAGGAGGGACCCCGAGAGUUGGAUACGCCAGAGCGCGGGCCAGGGAGUGCGGCUGCACGAAGGGGUGGAGGUGCCGAGGCUAUGGAGCCCGGACCUCAGGGCCAUGUGGGGUUGCCCUCGUGUUACGAGGUGACUACUGGGACCAUGGGGGCGCCUUCGGCAUCGAGUUCGCAAGGAAGAAAGAAGAAGACUGUCAGGUGGCACGAUACCUCCUGUUUUUGGUGCAAGGAGGGAGGGCAUAGAGCCAUGGACUGCCCAGAGAUCCUUGAGGAUAAGGCCGAGGGGCGAGUUGCGGAGGUCGACGACAAAUUCUAUGACAGACAGGGCAGGGUAGUGGAGCGAGUUUCAGAUGGGGGCAGGGCUCAGUUAUAUAGGCAGAACCAGGAGGAAUUGUGUAAAUAGGGAUCGGUCUGUCUAUAUACUGAUAGGGCUAGAGACCCUUGACACACAGCGGGUUAGGGGUGUACAUACCUUGAGUCAG